UUGAUUAUAAUACCAUCACAAAUUGAAAUAGAAUCACAAUCAACAAAUAUUUUGAUCUCAGACAACAUACACAAUUCCGAUGCGGAUACCAUUCAAACAUUAGGUAAUAUAAUAUCUCAUGAAACAAGUACUAGUUCUUUAGAAAUUAUAACUCAUGUUGAAAAUACACAUCAUGUUAUACCUAAUCCACCAAUAUCGGAUGAUAGCGAUACAGAGAAAAAGAUUGUGCCUUAUUCUGAUUCUGACUCAGAUUCGCUUGCUAAGAUCAAAAAGAUUAAGAAACGAAAGAAACGUUUUAACGUUGAUAAAAAAGAACGGGUUAGCGAAAAGAAUAAACAAAGAAGACAAGAAGGUAAAACAUAUUUUGGGAGAGAGAAAAAGCAAGACUGUUGGAAUUAUAAUAAAACUAAAGAAGCACGUUCCAUUAAAUCAAGAUGCUCCUGUAAAAUUGGGAAGUACAGUACUUUAAAAUGUGAAACAGUAGAUGAAGAUAAGGUGGGUCACACCCAAAUGGAGGCCGAUUCAAUGCAUUCCACUAUAGAACGUCAGCUUAAGAACAAGGUCAUAAAUGUGCCAGCUGAAUACAUAUCUAUUGCUAAGCAUGCUCGUAAAUGCCCAGUACCAUAUUAUGUAACAUAUUUGGACCACACUUACUUCAAAAACUUCGACAAAAUUCAGUUUUAUAAAAGUAUUCGCCCAGGAAGAUCUAAAGGGGAUCCUAAGGUCACUGACAUUCGUGCACUACGUUACGAAAGCAAUGGAUCAAUUCUUUAUAAAACUUGCUAUAAAGAUGAAUGGCAAAGUUUACCACAAAGACGAUCUUUGCAAUGUAAUCCUUGCGAGAUUACUCAACUAUCUCAAUUGUAUCAGAACCGACGUAAAAUCACUGCACGAAUAUUUGAAGACUUGCAGCAAAUAAAAAAGACCCUUCCCUCUGACUAUCAUAAAUAUUAUGAUGACUUGCCUCAUGAAUAA
Molecule: messenger RNA, 975 nt
Organism: Parnassius apollo (apollo)
Lineage: Eukaryota; Metazoa; Arthropoda; Insecta; Lepidoptera; Papilionidae
Source: the annotation of a GenBank genome assembly